UUCUGAUAACUUACGAGAGAUUCUCCAAAAUGUGGCCAAAUUGCAAGGAGUAUCAAAUAUGAGAAAGUUAGGCCAUUUAAAUAACUUUACUAAGCUUCUUUGUGAUAUUGGUCACAGUGAAGAAAAACUGGGCUUUAACUAUGAAGAUAUCAUAAUUUGUUUGCGAUUAGCUUUAUUAAAUGAAGCAAAAGAAGUGCGAGCAGCAGGGCUCCGAGCACUUCGAUAUCUUAUCCAAGACUCCAGUAUUCUCCAGAAGGUGCUAAAAUUGAAAGUGGACUAUUUAAUAGCAAGGUGCAUUGACAUACAGCAGAGCAACGAGGUAGAGAGGACACAAGCACUUCGUUUAGUCAGAAAGAUGAUUACUGUGAAUGCUUCCUUAUUUCCUAGUUCAGUGACCAACUCAUUAAUCGCAGUUGGAAAUGAUGGACUUCAAGAAAGAGACAGAAUGGUCCGAGCAUGCAUUGCCAUUAUCUGUGAACUAGCACUUCAGAAUCCAGAAGUGGUGGCCCUUCGAGGUGGACUAAACACUAUCUUGAAAAAUGUGAUUGACUGCCAAUUAAGUCGAAUAAAUGAGGCCCUAAUUACUACAAUUUUGCACCUUCUUAAUCAUCCAAAGACCCGACAGUAUGUGCGAGCUGAUGUAGAAUUAGAGCGAAUUUUAGCACCCUAUACUGAUUUUCACUACAGACACAGUCCAGAUACAGCUGAAGGACAGCUCAAAGAAGACAGAGAAGCACGGUUUCUAGCCAGUAAAAUGGGAAUCAUAGCAACAUUCCGGUCAUGGGCAGGUAUUAUUAAUUUGUGUAAACCUGGAAACUCUGGGAUCCAGUCUCUCAUUGGAGUACUUUGCAUACCAAAUAUGGAAAUAAGGCGAGGUCUACUUGAAGUGCUUUAUGAUAUCUUUCGUCUUCCUCUACCUGUUGUGACUGACGAGUUCAUAGAGGCACUACUCAGUGUAGAUCCAGGGAGGUUCCAAGACACUUGGAGGCUUUCCGAUGGCUUUGUAGCUGCUGAAGCAAAAACUAUUCUUCCUCAUCGAGCCAGAUCCAGGCCUGACCUCAUGGAUAAUUAUUUGGCACUGAUACUCUCUGCUUUUAUUCGUAAUGGGCUUUUAGAGGGUCUGGUUGAAGUGAUAACAAACAGUGAUGACCAUAUAUCAGUUAGAGCUACCAUUCUUUUAGGAGAGCUUUUACAUAUGGCAAACACAAUUCUCCCUCACUCACAUAGCCAUCAUUUGCACUGCUUGCCAACCCUAAUGAAUAUGGCUGCAUCCUUUGAUAUCCCCAAGGAGAAGAGAUUGCGAGCCAGUGCAGCCUUGAACUGUUUAAAACGCUUCCAUGAAAUGAAGAAACGAGGACCUAAGCCUUAUAGCCUUCACUUAGACCACAUUAUUCAAAAAGCUAUUGCAACACACCAGAAACGGGAUCAAUAUCUUCGAGUUCAGAAAGAUAUAUUUGUUCUUAAGGAUACAGAAGAAGCUCUUCUAAUGAACCUUAGGGACAGCCAAGUCCUUCAACAUAAAGAGAAUCUUGAAUGGAAUUGGAAUCUUAUAGGGACCAUUCUUAAGUGGCCAAAUGUAAAUCUAAGAAACUAUAAAGAUGAACAGUUGCACAGGUUUGUACGAAGACUACUUUAUUUUUAUAAGCCCAGCAGUAAAUUAUAUGCCAACCUGGAUCUGGAUUUUGCCAAGUCCAAGCAGCUCACAGUUGUGGGUUGCCAGUUUACAGAAUUUCUUCUUGAGUCUGAAGAAGAUGGGCAAGGAUAUUUAGAAGAUUUAGUAAAGGAUAUUGUUCAGUGGCUCAAUGCUUCAUCUGGAAUGAAACCUGAAAGAAGUCUUCAAAAUAAUGGUUUAUUGACUACCCUUAGUCAACACUACUUUUUAUUUAUUGGAACACUUUCUUGCCACCCACAUGGAGUCAAAAUGCUGGAAAAAUGCAGUGUAUUUCAGUGUCUCCUUAAUCUUUGCUCCUUGAAAAACCAAGAUCACUUGCUGAAACUUACUGUUUCUAGCUUGGACUAUAGCAGAGAUGGACUGGCGAGAGUCAUCCUUUCCAAAAUUCUAACUGCAGCUACUGAUGCCUGCAGGCUGUAUGCAACGAAACAUUUAAGGGUAUUAUUGAGAGCUAAUGUUGAAUUCUUUAAUAAUUGGGGGAUUGAGUUAUUAGUGACCCAGCUGCAUGAUAAAAACAAAACAAUCUCUUCUGAAGCUCUUGAUAUCCUCGAUGAAGCAUGUGAAGACAAGGCCAAUCUUCAUGCUCUUAUUCAGAUGAAGCCAGCUUUAUCUCACCUGGGAGACAAGGGUUUACUUCUCCUCCUGAGAUUUCUCUCCAUUCCCAAAGGGUUUUCCUAUCUGAAUGAAAGAGGUUAUGUAGCAAAACAAUUGGAAAAGUGGCACAAGGAAUAUAAUUCAAAAUAUGUUGACUUGAUUGAGGAACAACUUAAUGAAGCACUUACUACUUAUCGAAAACCUAUUGAUGGUGAUAACUACGUUCGUCGGAGUAACCAAAGAUUACAGCGUCCUCAUGUCUACCUGCCAGUACACCUUUAUGGACAACUAGUACACCACAAAACAGGUUGCCAUUUGUUGGAAGUACAGAAUAUUAUUACAGAACUCUGUCACAACGUUCGGACACCAGAUUUGGAUAAGUGGGAAGAAAUUAAAAAACUGAAAGCAUCUCUUUGGGCCUUGGGAAAUAUUGGCUCAUCAAACUGGGGUCUCAAUUUGCUGCAGGAAGAAAACGUGAUUCCAGAUAUACUGAAACUUGCAAAACAGUGUGAGGUUCUUUCCAUCAGAGGGACCUGUGUAUAUGUGCUUGGGCUCAUAGCUAAAACCAAACAAGGCUGUGAUAUUCUAAAAUGUCACAACUGGGAUGCUGUGAGGCAUAGUCGCAAACAUCCAUGGCCAGUAGUUCCAGAUGAUGUGGAACAACUUUGUAAUGAACUUUCAUCUAUCCCAAGUACUCUAAGUUUGAACUCAGAGUCAACCAGCUCUAGACAUAAUAGUGAAAGUGAAUCUGCACCAUCAAGUAUGUUCAUAUUGGAGGAUGACCGAUUUGGCAGCAGCUCUACUAGUACGUUUUUCCUUGAUAUCAAUGAAGAUGCAGAGCCAGCAUUUUAUGACCGAUCUGGACCCAUAAAGGAUAAAAAUUCAUUCCCUUUCUUUGCUUCUAGUAAACUUGUGAAGAAUCGUAUCUUAAAUUCACUUACUUUGCCUAAUAAAAAACAUCGUAGUAGCAGUGAUCCAAAAGGAGGGAAAGUGUCAUCUGAAAAUAAGACAAGCAACAGGCGAAUCAGAACACUUACGGAGCCAAGUGUUGACUUUAACCAUAGUGAUGAUUUUACACCCAUAUCCACCGUACAGAAAACAUUACAAUUAGAAACUUCAUUUGUUGGGAAUAAGCACAUUGAAGACACUGGUAGUACACCAAGUAUUGGAGAAAAUGACUUAAAAUUCACCAAAAGUUUUGGCACAGAGAAUCACAGAGAAAAUACAAGCCGAGAGAGGUUAGUGGUAGAAAGUUCAACAAGUUCCCAUAUGAAGAUACGUAGCCAAAGUUUUAAUACAGACACUACAACAAGUGGCAUAAGUUCAAUGAGCUCAAGUCCUUCACGAGAGACAGUAGGUGUAGAUGCUACAACUAUAGACACAGACUGUGGAAGUAUGAGUACUGUGGUAAGUACUAAAACUGUUAAGACAAGCCACUAUUUGACACCACAGUCUAACCAUCUGUCUCUCUCCAAGUCAAACUCCGUGUCCCUGGUGCCUCCAGGUUCUUCUCAUACACUUCCUAGAAGAGCACAGUCCCUUAAAGCACCCUCUAUUGCUACAAUUAAAAGUCUAGCAGAUUGUAACUUUAGUUACACAAGUUCUAGAGAUGCCUUUGGGUAUGCUACACUGAAAAGACUACAGCAACAAAGAAUGCAUCCAUCCUUAUCUCACUCUGAAGCUUUGGCAUCUCCAGCAAAAGAUGUGCUGUUUACUGAUACCAUCACCAUGAAGGCCAACAGUUUUGAGUCCAGAUUAACACCAAGCAGGAUCGAUUUUAAAAAGAAGCAUGUCGGGGGAAUCAGGAGCUUAAGACCUACAAUAACAAACAACCUUUUCAGGUUUAUGAAAGCUUUAAGUUAUGCAUCAUUAGAUAAAGAAGAUUUAUUAAGUCCUAUUAAUCAAAAUACCCUGCAGCGAUCCUCCUCAGUGCGGUCCAUGGUGUCCAGUGCCACAUAUGGGGGCUCAGAUGAUUAUAUUGGACUGGCUCUCCCAGUAGACAUCAAUGAUAUAUUCCAGGUAAAGGAUAUUCCCUAUUUUCAGACAAAAAACAUCCCUCCCCAUGAUGAUCGAGGUGCAAGAGUAUUUGCCCAUGAUGCAGGAGGUCUUCCAUCUGGAACUGGAGGUCUUGUAAAAAACUCUUUCCACUUGCUACGACAGCAGAUGAGUCUUACAGAAAUCAUGAAUUCCAUCCAUUCAGACGCCUCUCUGUUUUUAGAAAGUACAGAAGACACUGGACUACAAGAGCAUACAGAUGAUAACUGCCUUUAUUGUGUCUGUAUCGAAAUUCUGGGUUUCCAGCCCAGUAAUCAACUAAGUGCAAUAUGUAGUCAUUCAGACCUCCAAGAUAUUCCAUAUUCUGAUUGGUGUGAGCAGACUAUCCAUAAUCCCUUAGAAGUGGUUCCCUCUAAGUUUUCAGGGAUUUCUGGAUGCAGUGAUGGGGUAUCUCAAGAAGGCUCAGCUAGCAGCACCAAAAGCACAGAAUUGUUAUUAGGUGUUAAAACAAUUCCAGAUGAUACACCAAUGUGCCGUAUACUCCUUCGCAAAGAAGUUCUAAGAUUAGUCAUUAAUUUGAGUAGUUCAGUUUCAACAAAAUGUCAUGAAACUGGGCUUUUAACAAUUAAGGAGAAGUAUCCUCAAACGUUUGAUGACAUAUGCCUUUACUCUGAGGUUUCCCAUUUGCUGUCACACUGCACAUUUAGACUUCCAUGUCGGAGGUUCAUACAAGAAUUAUUUCAAGAUGUACAGUUUUUACAAAUGCAUGAAGAAGCAGAGGCUGUGUUGGCAAUACCACCAAAGCAACCUAUAGUUGAUACAUCUGCUGAAUCCUGACCUCAUAUUUAUGAUGUAUAUAGGUCUAUACUAUAUAUAUUCAUAUUUGUGGAUUUCCUAAAAGCCUCAGAAAAUACUGACUGACUGGGCAGCAAAGACAGGAGUAUCUUCUGUACACUGUUCCAGCAAUUACUGGUACAUGAACAGUUGGAACUGCUGACUUCCCUAACCAAAACAACUUCAUUCUCUCCCCUGUUGAACCCUCUGAAGGGUUCAUGAUUCAUUACCACAGUUUUAAGAGUUACCAUUGUAUGCAAGAGCCAAGCACUGAAAACCUACAUCAGUUUCCUAUUUUUUCAUUUUAAAAGCAUAAUGAAAGUGGAACAAUAAUGGGAUAUGCAGAAGCACCCUUCACACAGUUACUUCUGAACAGUUAAACAUUCUUUUUUAGGGUAGAUGUAAAGAUGCCUUGUUUGUUAACUAAUUCGUGGAAACCUGGAAUCAAUGUCUGUAAGGCUACAUCCUGUUACCACAAUGGGAUGUGCUAUAACUGCUGGUAUUAAGAGGGGGAGCUUUGGCCCUUUCACACUUUUCUUAAUGUUUGUAACACUACUUCAGAGGUUUAUAACCUCAAAGCGAAAGAAGAGCCUCAACAACCUGGGACUUAUAAGUUAUUUUUAUGUCACUAGAUUUGCAUAAAGAUUCUUAUUUGUUUUCCAUCUCUUCAGUUUUGUUGCAAUGUGUUGUUGUAGGCUGUUUAAACCAGUUAAGGUUUUUCACUACAGUUCCUGAUUAAAAUCAGAAAAUCAUUUUACAGUUUAAUUAAAAAUAUUUCCCAUUUAUAGGAUGCAUAUAUUUUCAGUGGACUUCUUUUUUUGUCACCUUUCCAUAUUAUCAUUUUAAAUAAGAACUUGAACAAGCACUAUUAGUUUAGACCUAAAGCAAAGAAAAGCAUUAAGUAAUACUUUGGAUCUCCUGAGGAAAAGAUAGAUUUGUUUGCAAUUUACACAUUCCAUUGGAAAAGAAGAGCCAUAUUUCCUU
Carlito syrichta (Philippine tarsier) is the source of this 6079-nucleotide messenger RNA. It is a transcript of the gene RICTOR, whose product is annotated as RPTOR independent companion of MTOR complex 2. The record is from RefSeq and is a predicted model, not a curated record. Gene Ontology annotation, molecular function: protein serine/threonine kinase activator activity. Gene Ontology annotation, biological process: positive regulation of phosphatidylinositol 3-kinase/protein kinase B signal transduction; TORC2 signaling. The transcript has 37 exons. Lineage: Eukaryota; Metazoa; Chordata; Mammalia; Primates; Tarsiidae. The coding region runs from base 59 to 5098 and encodes 1679 amino acids. Gene Ontology annotation, cellular component: TORC2 complex.